This is a messenger RNA of Caenorhabditis remanei, 234 nucleotides long. RefSeq lists its product as uncharacterized. The coding region runs from base 1 to 234 and encodes 77 amino acids. The record is from RefSeq and is a predicted model, not a curated record. The transcript is spliced from 2 exons. Lineage: Eukaryota; Metazoa; Nematoda; Chromadorea; Rhabditida; Rhabditidae.
AUGAAUUUGAUCAAGAUCGCAAUCCUUCUUCUGGUUCUUCUCUGCUCCAUCGCCGCAGUCUCCGUAAACAAAUACUGCACCCAAAACGCCAUCUUGAUGGUUUUCUCCAUUUGUGGCUCGUCCUGCGAGAAUGCGAAUGGUCUCGUCUCCGCCUGCAAUGCCGCUGCCGGACGCAUCACUCUCGAACAAAUCAACUCGAUAUGCUGCCCUACCACAACCCAUCUUGCUCAAUGA